Messenger RNA from Funneliformis mosseae, 161 nucleotides. Lineage: Eukaryota; Fungi; Glomeromycota; Glomeromycetes; Glomerales; Glomeraceae. The record is from the annotation of a GenBank genome assembly.
AUGGACGUUGAAUCUUCACUUAACUCUACCGAACUUAAAAAUGAUUCAACGAAAGAAGACCCUCCCACCGAUACUACCGCAACUUCUUCCUCGGGAUACUCCAUAAACCCCUUACAAGUUCAAAUUUCUGAACCGCAAACUGAGCAUCUUAAUUCUCUCGA